This is a messenger RNA of Clarias gariepinus (North African catfish), 877 nucleotides long. It is a transcript of the gene ninj2, whose product is annotated as ninjurin 2. Gene Ontology annotation, biological process: tissue regeneration; cell adhesion. NCBI's taxonomy places the organism in Eukaryota, Metazoa, Chordata, Actinopteri, Siluriformes, Clariidae. Gene Ontology annotation, cellular component: membrane. The record is from RefSeq and is a predicted model, not a curated record. The transcript has 5 exons. Bases 75 to 458 code for a protein of 127 amino acids.
CACAGGGAGAGCACCGUGCUUGAAAAGAGAGAAGCGUUCGAAGGACGGAGGGAACCCGAUUCUCGUCAUCCGCCAUGUCAGCAGCGAGGGGACAAGCAGCUCUGCAGCGUCUCAACUUGAACCACUACGCCACUAAGAAGACGGUGGCUGAAAGCAUGCUGGACGUGGCCCUGCUCAUGGCCAACGCUUCUCAGCUGAAAGCCGCGCUGGAACAAGGGCCCGGGUUCAAGUACUACCUGCCCGUGAUCGUGCUCAUCUCAGUCUCGCUUUUCUUCCAAAUGCUCGCUGGGGUUUUCUUCAUCCUCAUGGCACGUAAAGAUAUCAAUAUCGUCGCCAAUCAAAGAAAGCUGGAUGUAAUGAAUAACAUAGCGACCGCCCUGGUGUUCCUCACCGUCAUCAUUAACAUCUUCAUCACCGCAUUCGGCGUGCAGAAGUCCGGCCUCUACCCUCAGCACUGAUGCACAGAUUACAGACUGGAGGAGAUCGAUCAUCUGGAAGCCUGCACAAGACAUUUUAAAUAAAUAUUAUGCUAAUAAUAAUAACUAAUAAUAAAUAAGUCACCUUCUUGUGCUAUGUUUAUUACUGUUUGCUAUAGAUAAUGCUUUAUAAGAUAUUUUCUAUGUUAUGAAUAAUGAAGCAUUUCAUUUACCUUGUUAAUUUAAGCAUAAUUUAAAUAAAUGAAUUUACUUAUUUUUUUACCUAAACAUUAAAAUCUCAUUUUGCUUUGUAUUUUACCAGAAAUUUGUGCGAGCUGGUAUCAAAAAGUUUUGAGUGUAGUUCUGUAACACGCCAGCAGAUGGCAGCACAAGGCUGCACGCACAUUCACAGGGAGCUUCAUAAGUCAGUGUGCCAAAUGACAUUGUCUUCCGUACAUCAG